CAAGACAAGAUGAAAAGAAUCAGAACUUUCCUCAACCAGUGAGGUUUAUAGAGGGCACAAUAAACAUCCACAGGCAACCAUGUGUCAGCUGUCUCCUACAAGUAGAAAGAAGAUGAUGAUUAAAAGUUUGUUAAAUAAGUGAUUGAAAGGCAAGGCAUGUGCAUUCAAUCAGCCUUCAUUAUUUGCCGAUGAGGAACCUACAGAAAGGACAAUGCAAUCCUCAAUGGGCCAGGAGCUUUUUGACAUCACUAAAGACAAAGAAAAGACUCAGCAACAACCAAUUAGACUCACUCUGUUAAGUACGGAAUGGAGGCCAUCUCUAUUAGACCUUUCUAUAAUCAUAAGAGGACUUGCCAUAGAGUUAGCUAAAGACCCACGUGUGGAGGUUAGUGUCUUUCUUCCACACUGCAGUGAAGAGGAAAGUAGAAAUGCUGCAGGUUACAAUGUUCAGCUCAUUGAAGCAGAGAAAAUGGUUCCUGUUACUCAUCCAAUUGACUGGCUGAUUAAUUUACCCCAAGGACAUGUCAUGGAUUGUGUUUUAGCUUAUGGUGCAAGUGAUGGUAGAGAAGUGCCUUACAUCAUCAAAAAGCAGCAUAAUUGUAAAUGGAUUCAAGUGGUUCUUGAGGAACCUGGAAGGAAUAUCACAGACCUUUCAGAGGGUGAAAAAUGGGAUCAGGCAGAAGUGGAAAUCUGUGAGAUAGCUGAUCAAAUUUUAGCCAUUGGGCCUAAGCUUGCAGGUGCAUAUCAACACUACUUUUAUUCUAGGAAUAUAGAUCAAACUGUGUUAAUUUACACCCCAAGUAUUUUCUCUGAGAUUUGGGAUGUUCCACAGUUAGAUGUUGUGGAUAUCAAAGAAUCAUCACCUUUUGUUGUUUUACUAUUUGGUCUCAGUGGAAAACUUGAAAUUAAGUGGUGGGAAAUUGUUGCUGAAGCAACGUCUGCAUCGGAGGAUGAAACCCACAUACACAUUUUACUCUCCUCAGAGGUAAAUACAGAUGCCAUGGAAAGAAAGUUAUUUGAUAGUUUCAUAAGACACAAUCGACUGUUCUUUAAUGUUGUCGUUAAUGACAGCUUUACAAUAGCAGAACUUACUAAUUUAUUCAGUGAGGCAGAUCUUGCCAUAAUGCCAUUCUGGACUGAAAGUUUUGAAUUAGCAGCACUUGGAGCCCUAUCUGUUGGUUUGCCAAUGCUUGUCAGAGGUUCUUCAGGAUUUGGGAAGGUUCUAAAAGAAGUUCCCUUAGGCCCUCAGUGUGUAGUUGACUCUGAUGAUCCUAAAGACUGGACCAAGGAAAUUAGAGCAAUACAACAAAAACCCAGGGUAGUGCGACUUAAAGAGAUGAAACUUAUCCGUAAAAACUACUCAGAGAAAUACAACAUGGAGGAAUCCUCUGGAAGACUUUUGAAAAAGAUGCUUGAGUUGGUGUCAGGUAGAUCUAAAAGCAGAUUAAAGUCAAGGCGAUCUUCAGCUAAAAGGUCAUCACCUGGUGUUCACGAGUUCACUGCCAAGAAACAUAAGGGAGAGCCAAUGACUUUGCCAUCAACAUCCACUAAGGAAACAACCCACUAUAAAGAGUGGCUGCAACAAAGGGAGAGAGAAUCAAUGCUGAUUGAAGAAGAUGUUCCCAUGGAGGGAGUGAUGUCCCAGUUGGUAAAUGUUAAGAUGGAACCAGAUACUGUGCAACACUUAGAAUUGAAAAAAGAUCCAUUGCUGGAUGUUGAAGUGAUCACAAGAUCUGUCAUUUUUAGGGGUGAAGUUACAGAAAGAGGUUGUGUAUGGAACCUACCGGAAGCAGCCGCCUACGUCACAUUUCAUGAGGGAGCUGUGCCAAAACCUUUGUUAUUUACUUGUUCAGUAUUGCCUCUUAAACUUCGUUGUCCGCCCAUUUCUAGUGAUGAGCUUUUGGUAAGCAAUGUGAUUGAAUUGUCACAUGAUGGUCCACCAGACCUAGAGUUAAGUGGAGAUGAUGAAGGAAACGUAACUGUGGCUUUGUUGCACAGUGCAACUGAUUUGAAGGGCUAUGAAGUGGUUAUCAAGCAAUUGGUGGAUCCAUAUGACAACGUAUGGAAGGAUUUGGAGACUUGGCAUGCAUCAGAAAAACCAGAAGUUUCUGACUGGCGUCAGCUUGUUGAAGCUACAUGCACCCCGUCACGAUGUUCUUCGUUUGCUGCCAUCUGGCGCCUAAAGUCCUUCACAUUCAAAAGACGUACUUCAUUGGCUCCUCAAUUUACAUGUGUAGUACCUGACUUUCCAGACAUACGCGUUGAAGUUCCUUCCAGUUCUGUACCUGUUGAUCAGGACUUUACUCUGACAAUUAAGGUACAAGAAUUUCCAAGCAAUGAGGUUGAAGACAUUGGGAUACUGUGUGGUCCUGUUAUUCACAUUUCAAGCUCUCAGAACAUUGUACAUAUGGAGCCUGUGACUUUCAAGGUUCCCCUCGCCCUUCGUGAAAGUAAACAUGACUUUUCAGAGCUUUCAAGUGAAAUCAUAAGGAUAUUAUACCUCGACUCAGAGGGCAAACCAUGGAACGCUAGCUGGACGGAUAUCACAGGUCAACUAGAAGGGCCAGUUACUGUUAAAGAUGGAAUUGUAGAAUUCAAAGUGAAGCAUUUCUGUCGAUUCUGUGUCUGCACGUUCCGUAAACCCGUUGCUCUUUUGGAAGAUUUUUUUCGUCGUCUUUUCUUCAGACCCAUGCCUCAAUGUGUACAUUUUCUCACUUGUUUAUGUAAGACAACAGUUCCUGAUACUUACGGCCUUUUAUUGUACUGUUAUCCAAACUUUAAAAAAGCUGAGGUGGAAAAUAAAUUGUCAAGCUAUGACGCGCCUUACAAAGGUGAAGGAAAGUCAAAGGAGCCUGCUUGUGUCGGGGAUGAAAUUGUGGUUUCCCCAUUAGCGCUUGAUUUUGUGAGGGAGUCUCAAAGGAAAGAAAAGGUAGUUCUCAG
Messenger RNA from Pocillopora damicornis (cauliflower coral), 2940 nucleotides. RefSeq lists its product as uncharacterized. Lineage: Eukaryota; Metazoa; Cnidaria; Anthozoa; Scleractinia; Pocilloporidae. The record is from RefSeq and is a predicted model, not a curated record. Gene Ontology annotation, biological process: signal transduction. Gene Ontology annotation, molecular function: protein binding.